Messenger RNA from Zootermopsis nevadensis, 1742 nucleotides. Its product is annotated as solute carrier family 25 member 35. Lineage: Eukaryota; Metazoa; Arthropoda; Insecta; Blattodea; Termopsidae. The record is from RefSeq and is a predicted model, not a curated record.
UAAUUUCCAUAGAGUCAUUCUUUGAUAGUUAUGUGUGCCUGUAAGACGGCCCGUUAUUUUUCCGUAAGUCCUAAAUUAUGGAAUUUGUUUUGGGUGGAGUUGCUGCAAUAGGUGCAGGUUUUUUUACUAAUCCCUUGGAUGUUAUUAAAACGAGACUCCAGUUGCAGGGUGAACUGCAAGUCCGUGGAAUGUAUACCGUUCAUUACAGAGGCUUUCUUCAUGCCUUUUAUGCCGUAGCGAAAGCAGAUGGGGUUUUAGCGUUGCAAAAAGGCCUUGUCCCUGCAUUGUGGUAUCAGCUGUUUUUGAAUGGUGUGAGGUUAGGAACGUACGACUUCGCGGAAAAAAGAGGGUGGACGACGGACAGUUCGGGAGAGAUAUCGACACCAAACUGCAUCAUUGUGGGAGCAUUGGCCGGUUGCAUCGGUGCUGUCACCGGGAGCCCCUUUUAUUUGGUGAAAACACACCUGCAGUCACAGGCUGCAAACAGCAUUGCAGUAGGCUACCAGCACACACAUACAGGUUGCAUUAGUGCAUUAUGGAAAAUAUAUCUGGAGCAGGGCAUUCUGGGACUCUGGCGUGGUGUAUUUGGAGCAGUGCCUCGGGCAGGCAUUGGUUCUGCUUCUCAGCUUCUCUCCUUCUCCCUCUGCAAAGACUACUUAGGAAAUUAUGAAAUCUUUGCCAAGAGGCCUCUGUUGAACACAUUUACAUCUAGUAUGGUCGGAGGAGUAAUUGUAACUAUGUUUAUAACACCAUUUGAUGUGGUCAUGACUCGGUUGUACAAUCAAGGUACUGAUUCACAGGGACGAGGGUUGUUAUACAAGGGUGUAGUUGAUUGCUUCAUAAAGAUGUGGAACACAGAAGGAGUGUAUGGAUUUUUUAAGGGAUUCAUGCCAAACUACACACGUCUUGGACCACAUACUGUUCUUUGUUUUGUAUUUUGGGAUGCACUUAGAGGACUUCAGACUAAGUUUGUAAAUAGGCAACAUAAGAAAGAUGGAACUGUGAAAGUUGUGAGGUCAUAGUAGCAACUAGUUUGUUGUCCUGUGUGUUUUAGGUGUUUCAUUGUGUCUUAGCUUACUGUUAUCAGCGGAAGAACAUUUAUAUUGUUACAAUCUGAGCUGAACUACUCUGAGGCAACCUGGACACCCAAAAAUUAUAACAAAUAAUUUUUAUUCUGUCAAUAUUGGUCACCAGGGUUGUAACACCAUGUCAACUUGUAGAUAGAUACAAACAUUUCAGAGGAAAAUAUUGUCUCCAUCUUCCAGGCUGAAGAGUUAUUUCAGAGCAGUCUCCUUCCACAUUUUACUGUGCAACAUUAAUGAGCUCUUCAGUAAUAAUGAAUCUCACUGGCAUUUCAAAUGUUUAUAUAGUUACCUAGACUGAAUUUUUCUUAUUCCCACUUUUCUUCUUCUGUGAAAUUUGUGUGUAUAAUUAUUUACUUGGUAUAUUAAUUCAGUAAUAAACAUAUUUUGAAUACAGGAUAAUGCUAGCAAAUUCUAAAUAUUCUGCAUCAUUUCUAUACAAUUGUUGGUAGUGCUUUUAUGUAGAAGAUUAGGUCUGUUAUAGUGUAUUCUAUUCUUGGGACAUGUUUUUAUGGUACUAAUUUAUGCAUAGGUACUUUCUGAAUAUAAUAUAUAAUAACUUGACUUGUACAAUAAUUGAUGAAAUUAUUAUUUUAUAAUUUGUAUUAAAUUGUGCACAUAAUUUUUCAUUGGUAAUAAAAUAGCAACAAGUGGACUAUA